GACAGAGGAAGUGCAUACACUACAGACUGCUCUACAGGACAGGGCUGGGCUGGGCUGGGCUGGAGAGAGCGAGAGUGUAGCACCGCAUCUGGAGGUCGGGCCAGUGGAAAAGCUAAACCGACCGGAGAGAGAGUGAGAGAGAGCGAGGGAGCAGCGCUCGCCCCUGAGAGACUCCACCACAGCCAGCGGACUGAGCGGACCGACGCUUUUCUGGACGAGCAGCGAGCAAAUGGCUCUCAUUCCCCCGCCCUCGCUGCGCUUCUUCUGCGUCCUCGCCAGCCUGGUCUGCCAGGCGGGGGCCGCCCGGUCCUGGGAACAGCAGACCACGGUGCUGAAAGUGUGCGGAAAAGGAUAUUUCCUCAGCGAAUUAAACAACUGCCUGCCAUGCAACUGCAAAGGUCAUUCCGACAGCUGUGAAGACAUCACUGGGAUUUGUAUAAACUGCAGGGACCACACCACAGGAGAUUUCUGCGAGAGAUGCCAGGAUAGUUUCCUCCCAGAUACCUCCCCAGAGGGGCAUCACAUCUGCCGACCCUGCGCCUGCCCUAUUUCACACCCCUCAAACAACUUUGCGGUGCACUGUGAUAAGAGGGGCAGAUCCCUGCGCUGCAUGUGCCAGGAAGGCUACGCAGGACACUACUGUGAAAGAUGUGCUCCUGGUUAUUACGGGAACCCCAUGAUAGUUGGCGACUCCUGCAAGAAGUGCGACUGCAAUGGCAACUCCGACCCCAACCUCAUCAUCAACGAGUGCCACAACAAGACGGGCCACUGCCUGAAGUGCUGGGACAACACUGCUGGAGCCAACUGCGAGAAGUGCGCCCCGGGUUUUUAUGGAGACGCCAUCAGUGCCAAGAACUGCAGAGAGUGCCGAUGCAAUAAGUGUGGCACGAUGUCAUGUGACGACCGGACAGGAGUGUGUCACUGCAAGCCUGGGGUGACUGGCCCACUGUGUGACCAGUGUGAGGAAGGCUACUCUGGUUUCAGCAGCUGCCGGGGUUGCCGGAGGUGUGAGUGCAGCAUGGCCUCUCUGCAACCGAUCUGCCACUACCUCACUCAGAGCUGCCUCUGCCGCCCGGGGGCCGGAGGCCGGUACUGCGAGCGAUGCCAGCCCAGCCACUGGAACUACGGGCCCUCGGGCUGCCAGAGCUGUGAUUGUGAUGGCGGGCCCUGUGACAUGCUCACUGGGGAGUGUUUGCCGGAACCUUCCAUCAUCCCACAGGACAACGUCUGCAACAUCAGUUGUAAUGAGUGCAUAUGGUACCUCAUUGGUGACAUAAGGCAGUCCAACAAGACACUGGAUGAGCUCAAACUCAGUGUAAUUAACAUCUCCACUGGAGCUGCUGCCAAUGACCGCCUGAAGUACUACAACUACACUGCCCAGCGACUGCAGACUCAGUUUGUGGGGUGGAGAAAUAAAUCGCAGAAGAUGAGAGCCCAGACAGGUGAACUGGAGGCAGCCACAGCUGCUCUAGUGUUUGACAUGAAUCGACUCGGAAAGAAGGAGACCAAAUUGAAGACUCUGAGAGAUUCGGUGGAUGCAGGCUCCCUGCAGAGCUACAAUCUGGCCGAUGAGCUGGCCACAAAUCUGACCACACUCAACAUUGUGAUAGAGGAGAUGAUCAGUGAUUGGGAGCGUUACAGUGUGCACCAGGACGUGGACCCUGACGUGGUCAGCCAGAAGACGGCUCAGGCGGAGAACAUGGUGAGGAGGAUGAGGAAACUGGACCUGUCCCAGAAAGAGCCCAUCACAACUGACGAGUCGGCUGAAGCUCAUGAGGUCUACAGACGUGUCCGUCAGAUGGAGAAGAAGCUGGUCAGCACCAAGGGACGUCUCGCCCCUGUGCGAGAACGCUUCUCUGAGUACAGCAGCAAGCUGUCCGACGCCAAAGACCUCCUCCAGAAGGCCACGAGCACCGUCCGUCAGACUGUGGGCAAGAACAGAGCCAACUUUGUCAAAUUCCUCAACAGUGAGACCCAGAGAGAGGCACAGAUAAACAAAUUUGGGGACGUGAAUGACAUCUUGCAGACAGCCAGAGACUUCAUCAACGAAACCGAGGGCAUAUCUGCUGAUAUGGAUGACCUGGUCAAGAAUGUGUCAAAAUACCACGCCGCGAUUGAUGGAGCUGGCAGGCUACUGACAGAGAAAACACAGAACCUGUCCCUCGCCGACAGGGAGCUCGUCCAGAGAGCCACUGGCCACGCCCAGCAACUGAAGAGACUGGCAGACAAACUGGAGCUGAAUCUGAAACACAAUGAUGCCAAUGGAUAUGUGCAGAAGGCCAUUGACGCAUCCAAUGUGUAUGACAACAUUAUCAAGUACAUCGAUGAAGCCAACAUCACUUCACUGACAACCAUUGAGUUAUCCACUAGAGCUGAUGAUGCCAUCUCUGGAAUCAACACACAGCGUGGCUUCUUGAAAGCACAGAGUGACAAAUUCUUCAAGGAGUCUGUCAGCCUGCACUCAGACCAAAUUGGGGUGGACUCUACUGUCCUUGACACCACUAAAUAUUUGGAGGAGACACAAGAGACAAUGGCUGAUGCUAAGAAAAAACUGACGAAUAUUGUGAAUGAUUUAAGCGCACUUGAAAAAGGUAGGACAACGCAGCGUCUGCAGUUCACCAAAGAGGUGGCGGAGAGCACCCUGAACCACUCCAUCGAGGUCCUGCAGGAAGUCAACCCCAUGAAGGAGCGGGUGGAGCUGUGGUCCAGCAACAUGAACAACAACGAGUACUCCGCCGCUGCCUACGACCAAGCCGUCAUGUCCGCCGGAGAAGCAGUGAGCAACUUGUCAGAGCUGGUCCCAGAACUGUUGGACAAGCUUCGGGUGGUGGAGGAGAAGACGCCUGUUAAUAACGUGUCCACCAACAUCAUGCGCAUUCGAGAACUCAUCGCCCAGGCCCGGAGUGUGGCCAAGAAGGUCCAAGUGUCGAUGAAGUUCAAUGGUCAGUCUGCGGUGGAGCUGCAGCCACACAGCAAUCUCGAGGAGCUGAAGACGGUCACCUCCCUCAGCCUGUUCAUGAAGGUGGACACUGACAACCAGCCCACGCCGGACCGCUUCGUCUUCUACCUGGGGGACAGAAAUGGAGCUAAAGACUACAUGGGCCUUGCCAUAAAGAAUGACCACCUGGUGUACGUCUACAAUCUGGGGGGCGAGGAUGUGGAAAUCUCCCUGAGCUCCAAGCCUGUCAGCACGUGGCCCCCCUUCUUCAAUCUGGUCAAAGUGGAGAGGCUCGGGAAACAUGGCAAACUGUUUCUGACCGUGCCCAGCCUCAGUAGCACAGCCGAGCAGAAGUUCAUCCAAAAGGGGGCGGCCCACGGCACCGACUCCCUGUUCGACCUGGACCCCAAGAACUCGGUGUUCUACAUGGGCGGCGUCCCUCCGGAUAUCAGGCUGCCCGCCACACUGAACCUGCCCGCUUUCAAGGGCUGCAUCGAGAUGGCCUCCAUGAACAACGACGUCAUCAGCCUGUAUAACUUCAAGCAGACCCACAAAAUGAACGUCAUUACCGAUUCGCCUUGUCCCAGGUACAAACUGGCUUUCUCACAGAGCCGCGUGGCCAGCUACAUGUUCGAUGGCAAAGGCUACGCGCUUGUCAACAACAUUGAGCGCAGAGGGAAGUUUGGCAUCGUCACCAGGUUUGACAUUGAAGUGCGAACGGUGGCAAACAAUGGUAUCCUCUUCCUGAUGGUCAAAGGGGACAAUCACUUCAUACUGGAGCUACAUAAUGGAUUCCUGCGUCUCAUGUAUGACUUUGGGUUCAGCAGCGGUCCAGUUGUAAUGGACAGCAAAUUACCAAAAUUGCAGAUCAAUGAUGCCAGAUACCAUGAGGUGUCCAUAAUUUAUCACCAUUCAAAGAAGGUCAUCUUAUUGGUGGACAGAAGUCAUGUCAAAUCAAUGGAAAAUGAGAAGAAAACGUUGCCCUUCUCAGAUAUUUACAUUGGAGGGGCACCCUCAAGCAUUUUACUCUCCAGGCCAGACCUCUCCUCCCUGGUGGGGCUGAAGGGCUGUGUGAAGGGCUUCCAGUUCCAGAAGAAUGACUUCAACCUGCUGGAGGAGCCAGGGACUAUUGGAAUCAGCAGUGGCUGCCCAGAGGAGUCCUUUAUGUCCCGCAAAGCUUACUUCAUUGGAGACGGUUUUCUGGGAUCCUCAGCGAAGAUAUCUCCCUUUGAUACAUUCGAGGGAGGCCUCAACUUCCGAACACUGGAGCCUAAUGGUCUACUCUUCUACCACAAUGAAGGGUCUGAUGAGUUCUCCAUCUCACUGGAGAAUGGAGCAGUCGUGCUGAACUCCAGGAGUACCAAGGUGAAGACCCACAAGAAGCACUACAACGACGGACGUACCCAUUUCCUGGUGGCCUCAGUGACUAAGCAAAAAUAUCAACUGGUAAUCGAUGACAAGGACAAACAAGAGAAGAAUCACGCGGCCUCGUCUCAAUCCUCCAUCACUUCACCCAAGACCUUCUAUUUCGGAGGCUCCCCCAGUAGCACCAUCAGGAACUUCACGGGCUGCAUCAGCUACGCCUACAUCAGCAGGCAGGACAGGGACAUCGAGCCAGAGGACUUCCAGAGGUACUCACAGAACGUGCAGGCCUCCCUUCAGGACUGUCCUGUGGAGGGGCGUCUGGCAGCACUGCACGCGAAACAGGGCAGGAACUCCUCCAAAUCCAAGCAGGGACAUUCCAGGAAGGUGAGCAGAGAUAAGUCUAGUGUCCCAGAAGCCCCAGUAGGUCUGAAGAUUGACCCACUGGAGCAACCCGAGAUCGAGGCCACGCCUUGUUACCUUUCCCAGAAGCCUCAGGCUGCCCGCAAUGCCUACCACUAUGGAGGCACCAGCAACAGUCGACAGGAGUACGUGGACAUCCCAGAAUCCUUCAGUGAAAGGUCCCACUUCUCCCUCUCUCUGAAGACAAACUCCUCCUUUGGCCUCAUCUUCUAUGUGUCGGACGAGGCCGAGGACAACUACAUGGCUCUCUUCCUGGCCCAUGGGAAACUGGUGUACACUUUCAAUGUCGGAAGCCACAAAAUCAAGAUGAAAAGCCAGGAGAAAUAUAACGAUGGAAUGUGGCACAAUGUUAUUUUUACCCGCGACGGGAACGUGGGGCGAUUAAUUAUUGACGGUCUGAAAGUGCUGGAGGACCGGGUGCACGGUGCCAAUGCCUCGUGGCAUGUGAGCAGCCCCCUCUAUUUGGGCGGAGUCCCCCCCGGAAAGGCCCAGAAAAACAUCCAGAGAAGCUCUGUGUACAGCUUCAUCGGCUGUGUGGGGAACGGGCAGCUCGACGGCCAGUGGCUGUCCUCCGUGUCACAGACCUUUGGGGUUACCCCCUGCUUUGAGGGGCCCUCGGAGCCCGGGUCCUACUUCUCAGAGGAGGGCGGAUAUGUCGUAUUGGACGACUCUUUCAACCUGGGGCUGAAGUUUGAGCUAGUGCUGGAGGUGCGCCCUCGUGUGGUGUCUGGGGUGCUACUGCAUGUCUACACUGCUGAGCGAGAGUACGUCAGCAUGUACAUUCACCAAGGAGAGGUUGUGGUUCUGGUCAACAAUGGAGUCCGUGAGUUUUCCACACGCGUGUCUCCAAGACAGGGUAUCUGUGACGGUAGCUGGCACAGAAUCACAGUGAUCCGAGAUUCCAACGUUGUGCAACUUGAUGUGGACUCGGAGGUGAACCAUGUCGUGGGUCCCCUCAAUCCCCAGGCAGUGGACACGAGGACCCCUGUGUUUAUCGGUGGAGCCCCAGCAUCCCUGAUUCCACAAAGUCUACCCACCAGCAGGCCCUACACGGGCUGCAUGAGGAACCUGGCUGUCAACAAUACCCCAGUUAGCUUCAGCAAAGCUGCCCUAGUCAGUGGGGCAGUCAGUGUGGGCUCCUGUCCAGCAGCCUAACACUGGGCUUAGGGCAACACUCACACCACAGCUCCAGAGCCAGCCCAGAGUCAGAAUCACCAUGCCAUGUCACUUCUGUACCAAUAAAAAAAAGCAUGAAAUCAAAUUGUCACUCUUUCUUGGCUGUACCAAUGUAUUUACUAAUAUCUAUUAUCCCUGUCACUGUUUUGAUUAAGAAUGAAAUGGGGAAUUUAUUCCAGGUCGGUAAACAAUCAUGUAUCUUUUUUUAACCUUGGGAGUUCUGUUAUAUGUCAUUUGAUUUGGAUAAAGGAAUAAAUGCAAUAUAUGUUUUAUUGCUCUGAACAUUAGUGUUAUGCUGAGGUUUCACCAAUAAAAUACAUUUGCAUAUGUGUCAUGCUUGUAAAAAAAAACUUAAUUACCCACAGUAGUAGCUGAAUUAUGCACUACUUAAUCCCCACACAAACGUUUUUGUUUUUUUUUACAUAUUUUCAUUUAACAUUUAUGAAGAAAUUGGUCUUUCCUUUUGAUUAAAACAACAAAGAAAUACUCCAACAUUCCCUUAAAUCAUAGCCUCAGGAAAAGACUUCCUACUACGAGACUAUGCAUUCAAGUUUCAUGAUUAUUGCUGCUUUAUAGUCUCAAAAAUAUGCGUUCUAUGCAAAUAAGUAAUGAUGUGUUUGCUUUUUUUAAAACCUUUUUUUCUGCAGAUUAAAUUGAAUACUGUAA
Conger conger (European conger) is the source of this 6565-nucleotide messenger RNA. It is a transcript of the gene lama4, whose product is annotated as laminin, alpha 4. Gene Ontology annotation, molecular function: signaling receptor binding. Gene Ontology annotation, biological process: cell adhesion; regulation of cell migration; regulation of embryonic development. Lineage: Eukaryota; Metazoa; Chordata; Actinopteri; Anguilliformes; Congridae. The record is from RefSeq and is a predicted model, not a curated record. The transcript has 40 exons. The coding region runs from base 230 to 5878 and encodes 1882 amino acids.